CGCUUCCUGCCAGAGAAAGUGAAAAGAAGGGGAGGAUCCAGAUAAACACAGAGACUUCCAGAGAAGCUCUCAGAGCUCAGAGCUCAGGACUCAACCCGCCCAGAACCUGCUGAACACCAGCAGCUCAGCAUGCAGGAGAUCCUCACUCUGAGCACCAACAUCAUCAGCUCUCACACAGAGGAAUAAACACGGCUCUGACGCUGAGGAGAUCACCAGGAGCUUCAGGAGGGAUUCUGUAUGUAGAGAAAGUCUGGGUGAUGCAGAGAUAAUGACAGCUCUUCCGCCGACCUCAGCGCCCACACUCUCGAAUGCCUCAGUGACCUGUGACAACUGCAGUCACUUCAAAUACAUGUCGUACACCGUGACCUACAGCAUUGUGUUUCCUGUGGGACUGCUGAGCAACCUGGUGGCUCUGUUCGUGUUCCUGUGGCACACCCCCAAGAAGACGGCCAACACGGUGUUCAUGACGAACCUGGCCAUAAGCGACGUCAGCUUCACCCUGACGCUGCCCUUCAGGUUGAUCUACUACUCCAGGGAAUGUCACUGGAACUUCCCGGACUGGCUGUGUCGCUGGUGCGUGUACUCCUUCUACGUGAACCUCUACACCAGCGUGCUGUUCCUCAUGGGCCUGAGCGUUCUACGGUACCUCGCUGUGGUUCACCCCAUGCGGAACAAGACCCUGGUCACGGUGCGCCGAGCCAGCCUGGCUUGCUUUGGGAUCUGGGUGUUCGUAGCGUUGAUGUCCGUCCCGUUCCUCAUGUCGGGAACUCUGAAAGACGGCGAGAAGAUGCGCUGCUUUGAUCCCGGUCCCCAAAAGAACUGGAUACGGAUUCUCCACCUGAACUACCUGGCGUUGGUGCUGGGCUUCCUCAUUCCCUUCAGCACCAUUCUCAUCUGCUACGGAUGCAUCAUCUACAAACUGUUCGCGGGUCGCAAAGUCCGGAAUCAAAAGUCGGGGCGUCGUUUGCGCUCGGUGUACUUGAUCGCCCUGAUCCUCACCACCUUCCUGUUGUGCUUCCUGCCGUACCACAUCGUCCGCACGGUGCACCUGCACGCCAUCGUCUCGAGAGGAAACUGUCGGCUUGAGGGGUUUCUUCUGAGGAUUCCCGUUCUGACGCUCUGCGUGGCGGCUUCCAACAGCUGCCUGAAUCCCAUCAUGUACUACUUUGCUGGCGAGAGGUUCAGAACGUCUUUCCAAAGAGCCUCGCGCCGAGGAACGCUCAGCUCUGACAGCUUUCGCAUGUCGCUCCAGUGGAGGAACCGAUCGAACAGGUCGGUGAUGAACCACGCUCCAAUCACUGUGCUGAGCCAGGAGGAAAAGCCGGAGAAGCCUGAAAUUAAGUGAAGAUCAAGAGAAGCUGUUGAAGCUAUAGAUCUUUUUCUUCUGAACUUCCAACAAUAAGAAAGAAGAUGUUGGAUGUUCACAGAUGAUCUGUGAGGGAAUAAAGGUCUUGAAGACGACGGGAAGGAAGCACAGGUUCAAUGGGACCUCUAGAAUAAAGCUCAAUCCCAUUUCACCCCUAUUGGCCCUAACCCUCUUUGUUUUGCGCCUACUCGCCUAGGGGUAGGGGGUAGGGUGUCCCAGUUCUUGUUUGGUUAGAGGGGUAGGUUUAAAAGAAGUGUUGGGGCUUCAUUGCUCUUCAAAUAGAGAUUUUUCAGAAAAACACUCCAAACAGAAGGCAAUAAUGACAAACUCUGGCAAGAUGACGAACAAGCGACCAAAGAAACACACAAAUUUGAGUAAUUUCCUUGUUAGAAACGACAAUAACCACUAUAUUACCAUACUGUAGUUUAACCCUUUGAACCCCAGCCUAUUUCGGUGUUUUUUUCCUCUGUUUUUGUCAGUUCCACUUUUACUUGUUACACCACAGUUAUGUUAGGAGAUAGCCAUAUGCAAUAAUAAAAAAAAAAAAAAACAUUAAGCUGCUCAAAAAUGUUAUCAUUUGAUAUGUACCUGUAAAUGCUUCCAGAAUUUGUAAAUCUUCAUGGAACUGUUCAUGUUUUGAUCAGAAUUUUUAAUUUUCUUUUCAGUAAUAGUUAGAUUAGAGUGUAUAUUAGUCCUAAAAUGUAUAAGGAUUUUGAUUAUGAGUUCAUUACAUGGCUAAUUACAGAAUACAUGAGAAGCACCAGGCAGAUUUAUUUUUCUUGAUAUUCUCACCUCUAGGAUGCAGAUUGCUAAAACCUUGACAGUCAUAGCAGGCUAAGAGUUUGAAUAAUUUGGGCCAAUAUGGCCAAUAUUUCUACCUAAAUAAAAAAGUGAUUUAGUACACUGAAUAUUUCCCAUCAGCUGCUUAUAAUGAAAUAAUAAAGUAUGGAAAAAUGGAAAUAUGAAGGUAAGCCUAUUCUUUAGGUGUAUUUCACAAUAGACUUCUCAAAAACACUUCAGUUCAGCAUGAGGUCAGCGCUAUUUACCCUGUUUGUCACAAUGUAUGAAUCAUUCCUGAGUAAUUCAGCUGUAUAAACAAUGCACAUUUCUUUUACGCAAUUUGCUUCAAUGGGGUUCUAAGGGUUAAUGUGUAGUUUCAAUCCUUUAUGGCCAUUCUAUUCAUAACAAGCAUAAAAGCAUAAAUUGCUAGCAGUUCGUCUCAAUAGUUCCACCUUAAAUAAUUCAACAGGUGGCAGAGGCUGCUGCAGAAUUUAAGGUGGAACUGAACAAUAAAAAAAAAAGCUAAUAAAAGGUAUUAAAAGCUAACUUCAGCUUCCUGUCACAGAGGAAUUAAGAAGGCUCCACCUGCCCCCUUUCUGAAAACAUACAAUAAAGCUCUAAAGUUACUGUAACUAGCUAAUCAGCCUCAGUUAGGUUGCUGAACUUUAGCGCUCCACAGCUUUAACUAUAUCUAUAUCUGUAUCUGGUGAAUGAAGGGUUGUCCCAAAAUUUGUUUUUUUUUUUAGAGGAAAGAUUUCAUGACUUUUCCUCUUGUAGCUAACUCUGUUCCAAGGUGAAAGGUCACACU
This is a messenger RNA of Astyanax mexicanus (Mexican tetra), 2954 nucleotides long. RefSeq names its product cysteinyl leukotriene receptor 3 (gene cysltr3). NCBI's taxonomy places the organism in Eukaryota, Metazoa, Chordata, Actinopteri, Characiformes, Acestrorhamphidae. The transcript has 2 exons. The record is from RefSeq and is a predicted model, not a curated record. Gene Ontology annotation, molecular function: G protein-coupled receptor activity. Gene Ontology annotation, cellular component: plasma membrane. Gene Ontology annotation, biological process: G protein-coupled receptor signaling pathway. Bases 269 to 1345 code for a protein of 358 amino acids.